AGGUACCUCGCAGAAGCAGUCUUCCCUCGCAUCAUCCGCCGGCCCACCAGUCCACCACCUCCGCCUCCUCCUCUGCCCCUCCGCCGCCUCGUCCCCGACAAGGCCCCGUAAACCCUAACCCUAAUGGCCUCCGCCGGGACCACCAGGCCCUCCCCCUACCUUGUCGCCGGUUCCUCCCCGGCGGCCCGCCGCCACGUGGCCGCCCACCGGAUCCGCGCCUUGGCGGCGGGGACGACAGGGGAGGCGGCGAUGGACGUGGUGUCGGAGGCGGAGCUGCGGGAGAAGGGUUUCAUGGGGAUGCGGAAGACGAAGCUGGUGUGCACGGUGGGGCCCGCCUGCUUGGAGGCGCUGCCGGCGCUGGCGCGCGGCGGGAUGCGCGUGGCGCGGGUCAACCUCUGCCACGGCGGCCGCGAGUGGCACCGCGCCGCCAUGCGCGCCGUGCGGAGGCUCAACGAGGAGGAAGGGUUCUGCGUCUCGCUCAUGGUCGACACCGAGGGCUCCCAGCUCCUCGUCGCGGACCACGGAGGCGCCACCUCCGUCAAGGCCGAGGAUGAAUCAGAGUGGCUAUUUACAAGUAAAAAGACUGAUGAAGCCCAUCCAUACACGAUGCAUGUGAAUUUCGAGAAGUUUUCUGAUGGCAUUCUGGUUGGUGAUGAGCUUGUAAUAGACGGUGGAAUGGCAACAUUUGAAGUUACUAAGAAAAUUGGAAAUGAUUUGCGCUGUAAGUGCACAGACCCAGGUUUGCUUCUUCCUCGAGCCAAGUUAUCAUUCUGGAGGAACGGAAAAUUAGUUGAAAGGAACUUUGGCCUUCCUACAUUGUCAGCAAAGGAUUGGGCAGAUAUCGAAUUUCUGAUAGCAGAAGGAGUUGAUUGCAUUGCUCUAUCUUUUGUAAAAGAUGAUAAUGAUAUAAAGCAGUUGAAGGCUUACUUGUCCAGAAGAUCAUUAGAGCACAUCAAAAUUUUUGCGAAGAUAGAGAGUCUGGAGUCUCUCAAGAACCUGAAAGACAUCAUAGUAGCAUCUGAUGGAGUUAUGGUAGCACGUGGGGAUCUUGGAGUUCAGAUUCCUCUGGAACAGAUCCCAGCCAUCCAAGAGUCAAUUGUUACUCUAUGUAGACACCUGAACAAGCCUGUGAUAGUUGCUUCUCAGCUUCUAGAAUCAAUGGUUGAAUAUCCAACACCAACUCGAGCUGAGGUGGCUGAUGUUUCGGAAGCAGUGCGGCAAUAUGCAGAUGCUGUGAUGCUAUCUGCAGAGUCAGCUAUAGGUGCAUAUCCCCAGAAAGCUCUAUCUGUCCUUUGUGCAGCCAGUGAGAGGAUGGAAUGUUGGAGCCGUGAGGAGAACAUGCAGAAACUUCUUCCACAACACCAGCUUGCAAUUGCUCUGCCUGACCGAAUCUCAGAGCAAAUUUGCAACAGUGCUGUGGAAAUGGCAAACAACCUUGCUGUGGAUGCUAUAUUUGUUUACACAAAGCAUGGUCACAUGGCAUCGCUUCUAUCACGCAACCGGCCAAACCCUCCCAUAUUUGCAUUCACUGAUGAUGCCAAUUCAAGAAAGAGCAUGAACGUCUACUGGGGCGUUAUUCCGCUGCAUCUACCGUUAUCAGAUAGCAUGGAAGAUAACUUCAAGAAAACCAUCAGCCUCAUGAAGUCAAAGGGUUCUGUGAAACCUGGAGACACGAUCUUGCUGGUCUCAGACUCCGAUCUAAACCGACCUUGUGCUGCCGCCUCUGUGUUCCAAUCCAUCCAGGUCCGGUUAGUGGAGUAAACUAGACAAAAUAGCUGUUCCAGGAUAUUGAUUGCUUUUUACAGUACAGGGCUUGCUGCAAAUGUAUUACUGUACCAAACUGCAUAACUUUUAUGCCCUCCGUUCUUAAAUUUAUAACACAUACAUUUAAGACCGGGGGGGAGUACAUUUGUUCCUGAAUUACAUGUCCCCAUUCUUCAAUAAGGAGUUAUCUGACUGUUAUAUAGUACAUGAAAAAUGAUUAGUUACCUUUGUGUGUUGAAGACUCUUUA
Setaria italica (foxtail millet) is the source of this 2012-nucleotide messenger RNA. Its product is annotated as pyruvate kinase isozyme A, chloroplastic. The coding region runs from base 124 to 1761 and encodes 545 amino acids. The transcript is spliced from 7 exons. The record is from RefSeq and is a predicted model, not a curated record. Gene Ontology annotation, cellular component: cytoplasm. Gene Ontology annotation, molecular function: magnesium ion binding; potassium ion binding; pyruvate kinase activity. Gene Ontology annotation, biological process: glycolytic process. NCBI's taxonomy places the organism in Eukaryota, Viridiplantae, Streptophyta, Magnoliopsida, Poales, Poaceae.